Monosiga brevicollis MX1 is the source of this 3745-nucleotide messenger RNA. RefSeq lists its product as uncharacterized. The coding region runs from base 1 to 3396 and encodes 1131 amino acids. NCBI's taxonomy places the organism in Eukaryota, Choanoflagellata, Craspedida, Salpingoecidae. The transcript has 7 exons. The record is from RefSeq and is a predicted model, not a curated record. Gene Ontology annotation, molecular function: neurexin family protein binding. Gene Ontology annotation, biological process: exocytosis.
AUGGCAGAUCACAAAUUUGUGUUGCGCCGCUCCGACUCCAUCUCCUCCCUGGCUUCCGUCACGUCGGAGCGCCGCCACCAUUCCAAGCGUCCCGCCCAAGGCGCCUUGAAACUGGACCUUGAGUUUGAGGCUCCGCCAGACAGCAAGGCGCGCAAGAAAACAGCAGGCACUCUUCACAUCUUGGUCAAGGAGGGCAUCGGUCUCUCAACCAAGGAACCCUACGUGAAGCUCUACCUCUCGGAAAAUGGCCAGGAUGUCAAAGGCACCAAACAAAAAACCAAGCCCAGCAAGAAGGGCACCGACCCUUUGUACGAGGAACGCUUUGCGUAUUACCUCAAACCCAACAUGAAACUGCCCCAAGUGCGCGUGCAAAUCACCUUGUGGGACCGAUCCCACCUCGGUAGCAACUCGUGCAUUGGCGGCAUGUCCUUCUCCGUUCCCGACAUUCAGGCGGAGCCUCGCCUUCAGGGCUGGUAUCAACUUCUGCCCGAGGUGAUGGGCCGCGAGCAACACAACCUGCUGAGCAAGGAAGACACAUUGUCCCCGAGUAAAAUCGCCGAGACCAUGGUACCUUCGCAUGGCGGCUCCUCUGAGAGUCUCAACUCCAUCACGCGGGGGGACAAGGACAAGGACAAACGAGAAAGCACUGGCUCCUUCCGGCGUGGGCUCAAGGGUCUCGUGGGUGGCCGCAAGCACAAGGACACCACGGACGUCAAAGAGGAGAAACUGGCCGCUGCCACCGUUCCCGCCAGUCUGUCGACCGCCCAGGACUUUGAGGCACAAGCCGCUGCCUUUGAUCGCUUUGCACAACCCGUUGUCAAGCAUGACCCACACCCAGACGACGAGGACGGGGCUGAGGCCGGCCUUGCCGCGUCCGAACCGCCCGAUGAGCUUGACAUGGAUGCGUCUGUCGACCCAGAUCCCACUCCCGUGCCUCAAAGUGCGACGAGCCAACGUAGCAAUCCGUUUGACCAUGCACCCUCUGAUUCUCAGGCAGAAACGGAGCAGCCGGCACGGGUCUCUCCAACGGCCGUCCCUCCAACGGCCGUCCCUCCAACGGCUGUCGCUCCAAUGAUCCGCACAGAUAUCUUAGACAUGUCAGACUCUGAAUCCCGGGCUCAGUCAGAGCUCACGCCCAAGGCCUUGCCCAAGACAGAAGGAUCCAAGACAGAAGGAUCCAAGACAGCAGGGCCCAAGACCGAGCCCCAGCCCGAAUCCAAGCCCGAAUCCAAGCCCGAGCUCAACCCCGAGCCCAAGCCCGAGCCCAAGGUCGAGGCCAAGGCUGAAUCUAGGACCCUACCCAAAGUGUUGCCCAAAGCUGAGCCAAAGGGCGAACCAGAACAUACGCCCAAGGCUUCAUCUAAAAGCAAGGCCAGCACAGACAACGGGUUGACUGCCGCCCCCGCCCCCGUCAUGAGUGGAACAUUUGCCAAUGAGCCACCGCAUGUGGCCAGCACACCGGACAAAAGCAGCGGUUUGAAACGCACAGUCUCGUCCGAAUCGCUCGUCUCCAUGAUCUCCGUCGCGCCGGAUCAGGUGGUAUCGGCCAAAAAUAUCUCUGGACAGCUGCACCUUUCGCUGGUGUACGAAGAGCGCCCUGGACACAAAAAGGGUAACAUGCUGCGCGUGGCCGUGACCGAUGCCGUUGAGAUUCAGAACAAGGCACCAUACGUCAAAUUUUACAUCAGCCGAAACGGCACGGACAUGAAGGACACCAAGACCAAGAGCAAGCACGGCAAGGCUGGCCUACCCGUUCCCAUUGAGCUCGAGGUGCCCGUCCCCGCUGAAGUGAACCACAAACCGGCCGCCUAUCGCCUGCAGAUCUCGCUUUGGGACCACGCGCGCCUCAAAGCCAACGAAUGUCACGGCGCCAUGUCAUUUUCCAUGGCAGAUCUCCUCAUGUCUGCCCGCACAGAGGGCUGGUUUCGCCUCCUUCCGUUCCAGCGCGGGCGCGCCAAUUGCGAGAAGCUUGGCGGGCCGGAGGUUCGUUCCAAUCCGCGCUCACGACGCGACUCUAAUCGCUCGACAUCCUCCAUCACGCGUACCGACUCGGGGCGUGUCCUCAAUCCCGAGGCAGAGGCCGUCAACCCUUCCUCCGGGUUGGCAGCAACGACUUCCGCCUCGUCCACGACGGCCAAUGCCACAGCUUCUCGCGGCCAGCCAACUAGCUCAGGGAUCACAGACCCGCCGGGCGGUGUGAGCGAGACCACGCCCAGCAAUCAUCGCGUGGCGGGGCUGCGGCGCACCAACAGCAACGACUCGCUCCUCUCCAUCACGUCGGGCAAUGUUGUGCAACACGGCGUUAUUCAAGGCGAGGUCAAUGUCAACCUCUGGUUUGAGCCAGCGGAUGACAACGACGUCAAGUAUCUGGGCUGGAUCAUGGUGACCGUUAACGAAGCGCGGCACCUGUCCUCAGGCGACACGUACGUGAAGCUGUACCUUCUGAGUCAGGGCCGUUCGGUGCGGGCCAGUAAACAAAAGACACGGGUGGUGAAGAAGCAGCACGACCCCAUCUUCGAGCAGCGGUUCAAAAUACCGGUAGCGCGAACCUACAGUGUGGACCAAGACACGGCUCUGGAAAUUUCAGUGUGGGAUAGUGGACGGCUCAAGGCCAACGAAGUCUUGGGAUGCAUUUUAUUCCCACUUGACGCCAUUGCAAGCACCAACGCCAGCAACGGCUGGUUUCCGCUCAUCAGCUAUCACGACAGCCGAGCCAAGGCCAAGCAGAUGGCGGAGACUGUGCCCUCACGUGCCGGUCGUAGUGCAGCGCGCAAGCCAGGGUUGACUUCGGCUUUGGGGCGGGCGACAGGUCUCCCACAUAGCGCCUCCCAGGAAAACCUGCACGAGGCCGAGAUGGGGGACGGCGCUGGCGCCAGCGAGGCGGCGGCCGGCAAGAAGAAGCGCCAUCUCCCGGGCAUGCGAGGCGGGGGCAGCAAGGCCCAGCUGCAUUCACAGGUGGAUGAGCUACAGGAGCGGGUAAGACAGCUCGAGGCGGCUGAGGCACGCCAUAUCCAGGAAAAGGCUGCUUUGGAGGAGAAGUUGCAAGAGGCCCGCAAUGCCACUGGCGUUGCCAGCAUGAAGAAGCGCUAUGCCGAAGCCAUGCAAGAGCUGGACGAGUUGCGCCAGCGUAGCAUGACGCAGUCCGAGUUGCACGAUCGACUGGACGGGCUGGAGGAUGAGAACUUUAAGUUUCAACAGCAACUCAAGCUCUUGCACGGGGACAAGGAGCGCAUGACCGAGGAAAUAUCCCAUCUUCGCGAUCGGGUGAGUGACAUGACGACAGAAAUUCAGGGACUACGUGCCUGGAAGACCGUGUUAGUCGAUGAGCUGCUCAAGGCAGAUCCACGAGCCUUGACCCGCUGCACCGUGGCCAUUGCCAAUUCCAUGACCUCGUAGCUGCAGCGACGUGGGCAUCCACGGCGGUGUGAAGGGAGGCACGUUGUACAUGUUUUUGUGCAUUGUAGACUGGAUUUGGCCCCUGCACGCUGCGCGUGCGGCGACAUGUGAAUGUGCCAGAGCAAUGCUGUUCAUGUUUCAUAGUGCAAACGGUGAAUGCGAGUGUUUGUGUCGAUAAUAACAGUCUGUUGGCACACGGUCUAUGGUCCCGUCACGAUGGAUGGGUCUGAUGAUGCUUUGCCCAAUUCGUUGUUCAGAUUGUGCCAAGUGUUGUGACCCGUGCGCCGAUGAACCAGCGUGAGGGACAACUCUUUCAGAUGCGUCACACGUGACUCAAAUUUGAAAUUAC